CUCCGUACCUUGAUGAAGCAUUGGGCGACUAAGUGACGGUCGACUUAAACCUGAAAUUAUAUAUCCCAAAUUGACUCUUUCUAGUAAAUUUAACAUUAUUAUAUCGCCCCAAAUUAUACAAUGCCGUACCCUUUCGUCCUCUCGACGACUUCCUCCUUCUCCUUCUCGUCGAGCUUCAUCUGCGAGUCGCACCCCUCGCUACCCCUCCAAGCAAGCACCCACCGAGGCGUUGUUCGAGACACGCUCAAGAAACACAAGCGCCUCCCGCCAGCUUCCCAGGCGCCUUCCCUCUCCGCCGUCACCUCGACCCUCCAAACCUAUCUCCCCUACCUCUUCGCUCUCAACGCCUCCCUUUCUGGCAAACCCACACAUCCCGACGAACCCUCCGUCACCCUCAAAGCCGCCCCCCAAAUAGAAUGGCGCCCGACCCUCUCCAGCAACCUCCUCCCCGGCCGCGAGCCCCCGCGCAUAAAAAUCGACUCCCUUGAGCACGAGCUCCUCUUCGCCCUCUCCACCCUCGCCAACGCCCACACCCUCCAAGCCCGCGCGGCCCUGCAGCCCCUCUACCAAACCACCACCGCGCCCGUCGGCACCGUCCAGCGCCAAACCGCCAUCACCGCCGCAACACGCCACCUGCUCGACGCGGCCUCGAUAUACGACCACCUCUCCACGCGCACCGAAUCCCCCGCCGCCGCCUCCCAACCCAGCCCAUGCGCCGACAUCUCGCCACCCGCUCUACGCGCACAACGCGCCCUAGCCCUCGCGGAAGCAACCCUACUGGCCGUGCUCAAGGACGACCCCUACCCGGCAGCCGUCGCGCAGACGCGCAACCCGCACGACACGGAGUGGAUGUACAAGUCGCCCGACAUCCCAAAAGUGCGCGCCCACCUGUUCGCGCGCCUGUGCCUGGCCGCGGCCGAGCACGCCGCGCAGGCCGCCGCGGGGCUGGCGGGCUCGGGGAGGGUGAAUGAGGGGUUCAUGCGGUAUGUGGAGGAUCUGCGCCGGGCGAGCCGGGCGCGGGCGUGUCGCUUCUUUGCGAUCGAUGCGGAGCUGGGCGGGGAGACGGGGACGGGGAUUGCGUGGUUGAGGGCGGGGUUGGGGGAGGUCGGGGUGGAGAGGAAGGGGGGCGAGAGGAGUGGUGGUGGUGGUGGUGGUGGGGGGUUGAAGGGGUUGCGGAAGGAGUGGAGUGAGAGGAGGGAGGAUAAGAAGGUUGAGAGGGGCCUGGACUGGGGCGCGGAUGGAGGGCGGCUGGAGGAGACGAGGGUGCUUGAGAUGUUGGAGGCGAAGUGGGUGAAGCAGAACGAUACUAUGCUUACACAGCCGAUACCCCCUAUCGGACCGCUCCUCGCCCAAAUGCCAUCUGGGCGUGAGAUCCACUCUAUUAAGCCAUUCCAGCCACCAUUAUUGAGCCCCGAGACUCUCGAGGCGAUGAGGGCACCGCCGGAUAGGUCGGACGAGUUCGGCAACUAUCCUAGUUCGGACGAGGAAACAGCAAUUGGCUCGUCGACGUUUUCUGGGCGGCCAGCAGAGAAUAGGACAGGGACACCAGGUUAUUAUUAGCUCACAUCCCCCUGUGGACCGGGAUACGGGGGCGAGGUCGGGUUGUGUCGGGUAUGGAUAUCACCAUCCCUAUACUAAUAGGCUUGGAUGGAGAGAAGAAAGUUGGACGGCCAACAGACACAUAUUGUAUUAAACU
Chaetomium fimeti is the source of this 1696-nucleotide messenger RNA. RefSeq lists its product as uncharacterized. The transcript has 2 exons. Gene Ontology annotation, cellular component: plasma membrane. Gene Ontology annotation, biological process: cellular response to pH. The record is from RefSeq and is a predicted model, not a curated record. NCBI's taxonomy places the organism in Eukaryota, Fungi, Ascomycota, Sordariomycetes, Sordariales, Chaetomiaceae. Bases 121 to 1560 code for a protein of 479 amino acids.